AUGGAUAGCCAAUUUUGUGUAAUUGCUUUCAUUUUUAUAAAAGGGUGAUAACAAAGUAAUAUGUUUACUAACCAUAACAGAGUCUCUUAUUUAUAUGAGCAUCUUCCUUUAUUAAUAUAAAAUUAUGAGUUCAGCUUGGAUGGACAUGAAAGUUAAAGAAGCCUAUCAUAAAUCAUAUACUCUUAGAUAUAAAUUUAUAUGGAUUAUACUCUUGAUAUUAACAUUAAUUUUAGAAAGUAUUUUUAAUAACUUUACUCCUUAUUCUAUAAUGGUUCCUUUAGGAUGUUAAUUUAUAGUUUAUGUAUUUAAAAUUCUUAUAUUAGUGUACUAUGAUUAAAAUUUUGUAUGAUGAUAAUAAGUAUUUUAAUUAGAGUAGAAAAUAAUUUAGAAGAUUUAUCCGUUAUCCUUUUCUGUUUUAAAUUAUAUAAACCUAUAAUAUGAUUCUAUUAAAAAACACAGUUUGGGUAAACCUUAUUUAAAUUUUUAUUCUUUUCUCAUUUCAUGAAUAUCUAGUAGAUAAAUCAUGCAAUUUGCAAGUAAAAGAUUUAAAAAAACAUGUUGACAAUUGUGAAAAAUUAAAUAUUAUAUGCAAUUCAAAUAUCAAUUUAAAUUAGCAUAUGAAUAAUAAAUAAUUUUUAGAUGAUUCACCUAAUUUAUAACAUACUUUAUUAUAAUAAUCAAGUUCUAUUAGAGACACUCCUUAAUUUGACAAUUUUGGUACAGACGCAGAAAGCGAUUCUGGAAAUGAAGAAAAUACUGUAAAAGUUUCAUUUAGCAGAUAAUCAGAAAUUGGAAAUAUAUCUAUUAAUAAUCUAGAUAAUGAUAGAUAUGAAAUUAAUUACUAUUAUAAAGGAAAAUAAAAGCAUAAAAUUGUAGAGAUCUUAGAAAUGAAUAAAUUUAUGCAAUUACUUAAAUUAGAUGAUUUUACAUAAAUAUGGAGUGAUUAAAAUAGAUUAAAUUAUUUUAUCUAAUAUUUAGAAUCCAAAAAUUAUUAAAUGUAAAUCAAUAUUUAAUUAUUAGAUGGUGUGAAAAUUUUUAAAGAUAAGAAAUUAUUGA
Paramecium sonneborni is the source of this 1056-nucleotide messenger RNA. NCBI's taxonomy places the organism in Eukaryota, Ciliophora, Oligohymenophorea, Peniculida, Parameciidae. The record is from the annotation of a GenBank genome assembly.